Medicago truncatula (barrel medic) is the source of this 1581-nucleotide messenger RNA. RefSeq lists its product as uncharacterized. The record is from RefSeq and is a predicted model, not a curated record. The transcript has 3 exons. Lineage: Eukaryota; Viridiplantae; Streptophyta; Magnoliopsida; Fabales; Fabaceae. The coding region runs from base 178 to 1389 and encodes 403 amino acids.
CACAUUUAUGACACAUCUGGCAUCCUCUCUCAUUUGUAUCAUUUACACAAACUCCUUCAAAAAAUUGUUGAAAAUGGAAUAGCUAUUUUCCAACCUUUUCUUUAACCUCAAUUCUCUCCCUCCCAUGAAAGAGAGAGUGCAUUUUUCCUUACUACUUCCAUUCUAGCUAUUUUCCUAAUGGCUCUUCUUAAUUCCUUGCCUGAACAAUCCCACCCCAAAACCAAAACAACACUCCCAAAACACAAACAAAAGAACCAACAACAACAGAAACAAAAACCACCUUCUUCAUGGGACCAAAUAAAAAACCUCCUAACAUGCAAACAGAUCGAAGUUUCAAGAGUUCAUGAUCCUUCAAAACCAAACAACAAUAAUGGUUACUCAAAAUUAGGUUCUUCUUGUAGCUCCAUUUGUAGCUUUAGAGAUGUUGUUCAUGGAAACACUAGAGUUGUUCAUAGGUCUGAUAAUUCAUCACCAGAGAGUAGUAUCUUGGGUCAAGAAACAAGUUUACUCAAAAGAAAACCUGUUAAUGCUUCAUCAACUCGCUCUGCAUCAUGUUCUGGGAAAUCAUCCAACGGUGGAGGAAACUACACAUCAUCAUCAUCUUCAAGAGGAAUGCAGUUUAGGAAGCUAUCUGGAUGUUAUGAAUGUCACAUGAUCGUUGACCCUAGCAGGCUACCAAUUCCUAGGAGCACAUUAUGUCGUUGUGAUCAAUGUGGAGAGGUCUUCCCUAAGAUUGAAAGCUUGGAACUUCAUCAAGCUGUUCGACAUGCAGUUUCGGAGCUGGGUCCAGAGGAUUCAGGUAGGAACAUAGUAGAGAUAAUCUUCAAAUCUAGCUGGUUAAAGAGAGAGACUCCAAUGUGCAAGAUUGAACGGAUACUAAAAGUCCACAACACACAACGAACAAUCCAACGGUUCGAGGAAUGCAGAGACGCAGUAAAAUCCCGUGCAUCCAACACCACCAAGAAAAAUCCCCGGUGUGCCGCGGACGGCAAUGAACUCCUCCGUUUCCACAGCACAUCGUUAUCGUGUGCACUCGGUGCAAGUGGUUCCUCCACCCUUUGCGCUGUGCCUGGAUGCGGUGUUUGCAACAUCAUCCGCCACGGUUUUCAAAAGAAAGGUGGAGUGAAGACCAAUGCUAGUAGUGGUAGGGCCCAUGACAAUUCGGUUGGAGAAGAUUCUAGAAGGGCAAUGCUGGUGUGUCGUGUGAUUGCCGGGAAAGUGAAGCGCGUGGCGGAGGAAGGUGCACGGGUAGUGUCGGAGGAGGAAAUGGUGUGUUUUGAUUCUACUGCGGGGAAUGCUGGGAGUUACUCAAAUCUAGAAGAUUUAACUGUUUUCAAUCCUAGAGCUAUUCUUCCUUGCUUCGUAGUCAUUUACGAGGUGCUUCCAUGACGAACGAAUAUUGUGCAUGUUUAGUAUCACAAUGAAAUUGUCAUAAUCACAAUCUAUGUGAUUUUGACAAAUUCCCUGUCAAUUUAAACUUAUAAAUUGUUUAUCAUUGUCUUGGAUUUGGAGUUAUUACUGUUAAUUAAAUUACUACUAUAUAGUGAUAAAUUACUACAAAAGUACAAUUUUCGUCCCCAA